UCCUCUCUGCUGAGGAGCUCCACUCGGCGCUGACCGGCGUGAAGGCAACAGGGAAACAGUCCACCGUCUGUCUGCUCCACCAGCCUGGGAGUUCCCCCUCCCUCGGAGAUUAUUUAAAAAUCUGGUGCGGAGCGCUUCAUCCUGCAGCCACAAGAACCUGCGAGCAGAAACUGCAGCAGCAACUUGGGAGAUAAUUUUCUUUCUUGACACGUUGCACGCAGUUAAUAACGUUCAAGUAGAAAUCGCUCGGAUGCUGUUUGGAGGGCUAAGGAGACCCCAGAUGAUGUCCGGAUUAUUAUUUACUUGAACGACCUUGGGUUAUUUCUUUUGUCGCCGGAUUAUUAUUAUUAUUUCUGUUGGAAUGGAGAGAAACCUGACGGAUUUUCCACACUCUGCUAAAACUGAAGAAAGAAUGAGAUCAAACCAGCGAGGCAGCAGGAGCGACUGUUUCACCACCAGCAGAGCCACACAGGGAUGGGCCUCCUAGCCGCUAUCACCAGCCUCUAACGCUGAUCGGGACACAUGUUGGCUCUCAGACAUGGAUGAGAGUGGGAGUGGAUGACAGGAGCACAAAGACAACAAAGACAGAGAACUUGAGGGACUCUCGCACUUUCCCGCCACCCAUAAAGUCAAUCAAUGCUACAUCCUCCAGAGGAUGGGGUGCGUCAAAUCCAAGAGGAGCGACUCUGCGACCCAGAAUGCAAACUCCACAGAGAAGGCGGACGGCAAAGCCAAGGGAGCGAAGGGCGAGAAAGCCUACUUGAUCCACUCGGAGACGGGCUCGCCGGAGAACUCUCCCCAGGUCAACCCGGUGCUGCUGGAGUACGCCCAGAGGCUGUCCGAGGAGAUCGUGGCCCGGGCCGUGCAGCAGUGGGUGGAGGUGGACCGCCGCUACAUCGACAUCCCCUACAUUGAAUGUGACGUGCCGUGACACGGGCAAGCGGGAGAUGUCGCAACGGGAAAGGGCCGGGCCGAGCCGAGACUGCCUUGACCCUGAUACUGGAGGUCGAACCUGUGAUUUAACAAGGCCAGAUCCCUUCAUUCAGAAUGAAACCUUGAAGCGUUUACCUGCCGUGGUUGCAGGAAUAUGAAUGAGCUGUCAGUAAUUCAGCUUUGACCUACUUUUGGUUGGUUGGAUUAUACUUGGAUUGAACCUAAAAACCCUCCUCCAGAGCGACCAAAGCGCCCUGAUCCCGGCCACGUUCCUGCGAUUAUCUGCAUCAAAGCCGGAGCCUGGAGUGUCUUCAGCUGGAUAUCAUCUUUCUCGGACCUUAUUUGUCCCCCCUGCCUGCCAGUAGGGUCUCUGUGCCUGGACUCAAGGCAAGAAAUCCUAUCAGAUAUUGCCUGGAAUUGUAAUGUUCCUCCCUGCCAGUGAAAGCCAUCCACGCUGUCCCCGGGCCAACAUUCCCUGCUCUUACGGAGGAACUUAUUAAUAGAUCCCCUCGUUUGGUGAAGACUCCCACUUGAAAACCCUUCUCACACACAUCAGGUCAGGAACACACCCAGCUGUCCGGCUCCCUCCUGUCUCCCAUUAUGCUCUCCCUGAAGAGAUGGUGUGGCUGAGCAUCUCCCUCAGCUCUGCCAUUAGGGCAGCAGCCUCCACCGCAGCAGGCAGAGUCCAGGAAAUUAUGUUUUUCCUGCUCUCCAGGAUAUUCUGUGUACACAAGUUUGGGAACUUUGACAUCAGGACCCACAUCUCUAGUCUAGGGACCUGCUGACCUGAAAGCAGAGCAGGAGAAAGGAUUGACACACUUUUAAUAAAGGAUUUGGCUCGUCAGCAGAACUGGAGAUAAAAAGGCAAAACAAGGAUCACGUGGUUUCGGCUCAAAUGUUGUAGACCUAGUUUUUGUUAGCAUUGUGUGUAAUGCGUAACUGAGAAAUACUGCCAUCUGCCCAAAUAUGCAAACACACAACAUUUCAAUCCAGUCUGUAUACGACCCGUUAUUAUAGUGUGAUGCUGCUCACUAACAGAGGGCCUAACAUGACACUGACCAGGGCAGAGGACAGAUAUAUUUGGAAUAGGGCUGGGCGAUAAGUCAAUAUGAUCAUUUAUCAUCUUUCAAAGGGAAUCAUAUUUCUUGCUUAAAACCAAAUAUUUUACAACACUUUUAACUUGUAAGGCACUUAGGUUUCCCUCAUUUACAGCGAUGACGAGUACAUUU
Messenger RNA from Centropristis striata (black sea bass), 2162 nucleotides. RefSeq names its product small membrane A-kinase anchor protein-like. NCBI's taxonomy places the organism in Eukaryota, Metazoa, Chordata, Actinopteri, Perciformes, Serranidae. The record is from RefSeq and is a predicted model, not a curated record. The transcript has 2 exons. Bases 656 to 931 code for a protein of 91 amino acids. Gene Ontology annotation, molecular function: protein kinase A regulatory subunit binding.